AUGCCACCUAAAGCAAAUUACCCUCCGGGUUUUGGAUUACAAAAUCAAUUGGCUUAUAGUUCUCAACAAGUCAACACCCAAGGGAAAGGAAUUACCCAAGCUCAAUACACAUCGGGAACAUCUAUUGAGAGCCUAAUAAAGGAAUAUAUGGCUAAAAAUGAUGUCGUGAUACAAAGUCAACAAGCCUCAUUGCAAAAUUUGGAAGUUCAAGUAGGUCAAUUAGCAACUGAGUUACGAAAUAGGCCUCUUGGAAAGCUGCCAGCAGACACCGAAACACCAAAAAGAGAAGGCAAAGAGCAAUGUCAAGCAAUAGAGUUGAGAAGUGGAAAAAAAAUACCCAGCGGGGGAGAAAAAAAUGCAGAACAAGGCGACAGCCAUUCCCAAGAAACUGCUGAUACACAGCAGCGAAAUGACGAAGCUGCUGUACAGAAAGAACACAGCAAGGAUUAUGCAAAAAUUAAGGAGCAGCCUAAAAUACAAACAACAGCCAGUAGUGGACAAGAGAGCAUAACAUACACACCAUCACCUCCUUUUCCACAAAGAAUAAAGAGAAAGAAAGAGGAAGCCCAUUUUGAGAAGUUUAUGGAUAUUCUAAAGGAAAUUCAUAUAAACAUACCACGGGUGGAAGCUUUGAAGCAAAUGCCAAAUUAUGUGAAGUUCUUGAAGGAUGUACUUACUAAUAGAAGGAAGUUUGAAGAAUUUAAGGUGGUGUCAUUGAAUGAAGAGUGCAGUGCAAUAUUGAAGAACAAGAUCCCACUAAAGGAGAAAGAUCCUGGAUCGUUCACUAUUCCUGUAUCAAUUGGAGGAAAGGAACUAGGACGAGCAUUAUGUGACUUGGGAGCAAGCAUCAACUUAAUGCCUCUAUCUAUUUACAAGAAGUUGGGAAUUGGAGAGGCUAGACCGACUACAGUCACCUUACAACUAGCCGAUAGGUCCAUCACUUAUCCCGAAGGAAAGAUUGAGGACAUCUUAAUUCAAGUUGACAAAUUCAUAUUUCCUGCAGAUUUUAUCAUUUUAGAUUAUGAAGCCGAUCAUGAUGUUCCAAUUAUUUUGGGGAGACCAUUUUUAAAGACUGGAAGAACAUUAGUAGAUGUCUACAAAGGAACCAUCACGUUAAGAAUGGGUGACCAAAAAGUUGAAUUUAACAUCAAUGACAGCAUGAAAUAUCCAGCAGUGAUAGAAGAAUGCUCAACAGUGACAGAAGAAUGCACAUCAGUGUAUGAAUUGACAGAACAACCAGCGACCGAGGAAUGA
This is a messenger RNA of Cucurbita moschata (crookneck pumpkin), 1254 nucleotides long. RefSeq lists its product as uncharacterized. Bases 1 to 1254 code for a protein of 417 amino acids. The transcript has a single exon. Lineage: Eukaryota; Viridiplantae; Streptophyta; Magnoliopsida; Cucurbitales; Cucurbitaceae. The record is from RefSeq and is a predicted model, not a curated record.